Closterium sp. Yama58-4 is the source of this 1797-nucleotide messenger RNA. The record is from the annotation of a GenBank genome assembly. Lineage: Eukaryota; Viridiplantae; Streptophyta; Zygnematophyceae; Desmidiales; Closteriaceae.
AUGCUGCGCUCCGCGAGGCGUUCGCCUCACGCGCUGCUUGCCACCGUUGAAUGGGCGCAUCGCCAUGAAUGCGGGGAGCCCGUCGUCCAACCUCCUUCCCCGGACCUCUCAUUUCCCCUCCCUGUUCCCUCAUUUCCCCCCCUCCCUCUCUCUUUUCCCCCACUACUCCUACCCCUUGUUUCCCCCUCUGCUUACCCUCGUUCCCCCCUCUAUUUUCCCUUAUUUCCCCCCCUCUCCUCUCCCUCGUUCCCCCCUCUCCAUCCCAUCAUUUCCCCCUCUGCUUCCCCUUGUUCCCCCUCUCCAUCCCCUUCUCUCACCUGUCCAUCCCUUGCCUCCCCUUCGCAUCCGUCUAAAGCUGUGAGCGAAAUCAGACACAACUUUCCCUCACAUCCCCUCUCCCUCCCCCGGUUUGUUACCCAUCCCUCCCCCUGUUUGUUACCCAUCCCUCUCCUCCACCCAUCCAUCUCCCUCUCCUUCCCCUCGUUCCCCCCUCUCCUUCCCCUCGUUCCCCCUCGCCUUCCCCUCGUUCCCCCCUCUCCUUCCCCUCGUUCCCCCCUCUCCUUCCCCUCGUUCCCCCUCUCCUUCCCCUCGUUCCCCCCUCUCCUUCCCCUCGUUCCCCCCUCUCCUUCUCCUCGUUCCCCCCUCUCCUUCCCCUCGUCCACCCCCUCUCCUUCACCUCAUUUCCCCCUCUGCUUCCCCUCGUUCCCCCCUCUCAUCCUUGUUCAUCCCACAACUUUCCCUCAUUUCCUCUCACUACCUCCCCUGCUCCCUCUCACUACCUCCCCAGCUUCCAAUCUUUUCUCCCUCUGCUUCCCCUCGUUUCUCCCUCUCUUUCCCUUCAUUUCCGUCCCUGCUUCUCCUUUGCUUGCUUUCUCUUCGAUUGCGUCUUGCCCACAGUUCUCCCCUUACCCUCCUUCCUCUGUUGUUUUCUAUGCUACCGCAGUGAUGUGGAGGAGCGCGGAUAAGGAGGAGGGGAGGAGGAGCGCGGAUAAGGAGGAGGGGAGGAGGAGCGCGGAUAAGGAGGAGGGGAGGAGGAGCGCGGAUAAGGAGGAGGGGAGGAGGAGCGCGGAUAAGGAGGAGGGGAGGAGGAGCGCGGAUAAGGAGGAGGGGAGGAGGAGCGCGGAUAAGGAGGAGGGGAGGAGGAGCACGGAUAAGGAGGAGGGGAGGAGGAGCGCGGAUAAGGAGGAGGGGAGGAGGAGCGCGGAUAAGGAGGAGGGGAGGAGGAGCGCGGAUAAGGAGGAGGGGAGGAGGAGCGCGGAUAAGGAGGAGGGGAGGAGGAGCGCGGAUCAGGAGGAGGGGAGGAGGAGCGCGGAUCAGGAGGAGGGGAGGAGGAGCGCGGAUAAGGAGGAGGGGAGGAGGAGCGUUGCUCCCUACAUGCCUCCCUCCUCUCAUUCCCCCCCCCCUACAUGCCUCCCUCCUCUCAUUCCCCCCCCCCCUACAUGCCUCCCUCCUCUCAUUCCCCCCCCCUACAUGCCUCCCUCCUCUCAUUCCCCCCCCCCUACAUGCCUCCCUCCUCUUAUUUCCCCCCCCUUGCUCCCUCGAUGUUUCCCCCACUGCUCCUCUACACUUCCCCCCACUUCUCCCUCUCAUUCCCCCCCCGUCUCCCCCUCAUUGGCCCCACUUCUUCCUCUCAUCUCCUCCCUUGCUCCAUUUCCAACUCUGCUCCCCCUGAUUUCUCCAUCUUCUCCUCUCGUUUUACCCUUCUCCCCCCCCCCCCCCCCCCCCCCUUUCCAUCUUCUCCUUUCCCCCAACCCCGUCUGCGGGGUGAGUGAGCUGGCGGGGAAGGGAGAGGAAUAA